Pogoniulus pusillus (Red-fronted tinkerbird) is the source of this 6527-nucleotide messenger RNA. RefSeq names its product ASXL transcriptional regulator 1 (gene ASXL1). Gene Ontology annotation, biological process: animal organ morphogenesis; positive regulation of transcription by RNA polymerase II. Gene Ontology annotation, cellular component: PR-DUB complex. The transcript has 12 exons. The record is from RefSeq and is a predicted model, not a curated record. Bases 73 to 4629 code for a protein of 1518 amino acids. Lineage: Eukaryota; Metazoa; Chordata; Aves; Piciformes; Lybiidae. Gene Ontology annotation, molecular function: DNA binding; peroxisome proliferator activated receptor binding; chromatin binding.
CGCGCGCCUAACGGUCCGCGCCCGCCCGCCGCCGCCCCGCGCGGGAGGAGGAGGAGGAGGAGGAGGAGGAGGAUGAAGGAGAUGAAGCAGCGGAGGAAGAAGGAGCGCACGUGGGCCGAGGCCGCCCGCCUGGUGCUGGAAAAUUACUCUGAUGCUCCUAUGACCCCAAAACAGAUCCUGCAGGUCAUAGAGGCUGAAGGACUGAAGGAAAUGAGUGGCACCUCUCCCCUGGCCUGUCUCAAUGCCAUGCUGCACUCCAACUCGCGGGGUGGCGAUGGCCUCUUCUACAAGCUGCCUGGACGGAUCAGCCUCUUCACACUCAAGAAGGACGCCCUGCAGUGGUCCCGCAACCUGUCGGUGCCAGAAGGGGAGGAGGUGGAGGAUGCAGCAGAUGCAGAGAGCUGUGGGUCCAAUGAAGCCAGCACUGUGAGUGGUGACAACGAUGUGUCUCUCGAUGAAACCUCCUCCAACGCCUCCUGUUCCACUGAGUCCCAGAGCAAGGCUCCUGCUGCCACCCGGGAGAGCUACAGAACUGCCUCCCAGACAAGCAAGCAAAAGAAGAAGCCUGGAGUGAUGCUGCCUCGUGUUGUGCUCACACCCCUGAAAGUCAACGGCGCACACAUGGAGUCUGCCUCUGGCUUCCCAAGCAGGCAUGCAGAUGGGGAGAGCAGCAGCACCUCCAGCAGCAGCAGCAGCUCCUUGGCCCUCUGCAAAGCCUCCUUGCGCAGCAGAGUAGAGAUCAACAGGGACCCUCCCCAGCUGCUCAGAGGCAUCCGGAAGCCCACAGCAGGGCAGAUGAAAAGGAACCGUGGUGAGGACAUUGACUUUGAGACUCCUGGUUCCAUCCUGGUCAACACCAACCUGCGAGCGCUCAUCAACUCCAGAACCUUCAACGCUCUCCCCUCCCACUUCCAGCAGCAGCUGCUCUACCUCCUGCCCGAGGUGGACAGACAGGUGGGGGCUGACGGCUCGAUGCGGCUCAGCGGCAGCGCUCUCAACAAUGAGUUCUUCACCCACGCUGCGCAGAGCUGGCGGGAGAGGCUGGCUGACGGUGAAUUCACCCACGAGAUGCAAGUUCGAAUUCGGCAGGAGAUGGAAAAGGAGAAGAGAGUGGAGCAGUGGAAGGAGAAGUUCUUUGAGGACUACUAUGGACAAAAGUUGGGCUUGACCCAAGAAGAAUCCCAGGAGCAGAACUCGGUGCAGGAGGACGCAGAGAACAGGACGGGGCUGGCUGUGAAGGCAGAGGCUCGGCUGCCGCGGGGGCCGGCGGCUCGGCAGCGGGACGGCCACUUCCGCAAGCGCUCCCGCGCCGACCUCCGCUGCAGGGCCAGGAGGAGCCUCUACAAACUGCGGGAGGCUGAGCAGGCAGAGGCCUCCAAGGAGGCUGCUCCAGCAGCAGCUGAUCCCUCCCUUCGCAAAGACACCAAGCUUGAAGCAGAGCUGAAGAAGGACGACCUGCGGAGCCCUUCGGCCGCGGCGCUGAAGCCGGAGACUUCCCAAUCCCACCUCUCUCCCGAGGCUUCCAAACUCCACGGGCAAUCCGAAGACCCAUCCCUGGCAGCUGCAGACAGGAUUCCUGCUCUGCCCCAGGAGAGCCCUGCUCCUCGGGAUUCCAAGGACCAGAAGAGGAAGUGCUUUGAGGAGGCAGCCUCCGCGUCCUUCCCCGAAAAGAAGCCCCGGCUUGAAGAUCGUCAGUCCUUUCGUAACACAAUUGAAAGUGUUCACCCAGAAAAGCCACAGCCUACUAAAGAGGAGCCCAAAGUCCCACCCAUCCGGAUUCAACUGUCACGUAUCAAACCUCCCUGGGUGGUUAAGGGUCAGCCCUCUUACCAGAUCUGCCCCCGCAUCAUCCCCAGCACCGAGCCCUCCGCCCGGGGCCGCGGCGGGGCCCGGACCCUCGCAGACAUCAAAGCCAGGGCCCUGCAAGCCCGAGCCCAGCGAGAGGCUGCCGCUGCCAUCGGAGGGGGCGGGGGCCCGGGCGGAGGGAGAAGCCCUGACGAAGGAGGCGGCGGCGGAGGAGGAGACGCCGGCGGCGGCCGCGCAGGGCACAGGAGAUCCAAGAGGACUCACCGAAAGCGUUCGGCAGAUCUGCAGCGAGCACAACUACUGUCGCCUCUCCAGCUGAGUGGGCAGCCGCUGGGCUCCCAGGUGGCUGCUCAGGAGGAUGACUCCAAGGCCUUCCUCUCCUCCAGACGAAGCCCCUUCUCCUCGGCCGGUGAGGGAAGCGGAGCUCUGGAAGGCGGUGCAGGGGCUGGCUCAGGGGAAGCUCAGCCCACUGCUGGGUCGCCCAGCAGCCUCCGUGAUGCUUUGACUGGGUCAUCAACUUGUGAGAGACAGGAGAAGAGCCCUGAGCAGCUCCCCUGUGAGCCAAGGACCGAAACCCCCUCCUGUGGAGCACCACAGGAGGGGCAGAGCAGCAGCGCAGUUCCUCCAGGGAACGGCCUGCGGUGGUCUCAGGGGCAGGGAGCUGCUGUGGGCAGUCCCGGGGCUGAUGGGUCACAGCUCAGAGGUGGUGGUGCUGCUCCUGCUGCCCAGCUGGCUCAGCACUCCAGCCUGAAGGGAAACGCCUCCAGCUGUCCUGCUCUGCUGCCAGAGUUGUCACCAGAUGGUAAAGAAUGCCACCAGGCAGAAGGGUUGGCUAGGUUUAGACUGAAUGGCUCUGAGGCGCUGGUGGAGAGGGGUGGCACUGGCAGUGGUGACUCCAGAGUGGCAGAGCAGGAGGUCCCUGUGCCGUGCAGCCUGGCAGGCCUGCAGGCAGAGAGAGUGAGCGAGGGCAAACCUUGGCACGAAGAGCAGAAGAUGGAGUCUGUGGUGGAACCUCCCCACGGUGACCUUGUUUCUCAGAACGGGAUCAAUACCUCUGACAAAGUGCAGCUGAGGGACAGGUGCCCUAGAACAGGACCAGAAGAUGCCCAUCAGGGAGAGCCUGAAGAGCUGCAGCCAAAGGGAGACGCCGAGGUGCAGAGCACACACAGCGAGACCACAGACACCGCUUCCGACCUGGAAGCUGAGGAGGGCUCAGAGCUGGACGCCUGCGGCAGAGGUGGUGGCUGCAGGGAGGUGGCUGGGAAGGGCUCCUCCUGUGGCAGCAGCGCCGAGGGGUGUGACAGGAUCAGAUCAGCAUCGCCUGUGGAAGCAGAGAGCGUGGCCUGUGCCGUGGGCUUCCCCGCAGAGCCGAGCACCGCAGCUGCAGCUCAGAGGUGGGCAGCACACACACCAUUGCCCCAGGACGCUGAGGGGCCAGCAGGCCUUGCCUGGCCUGUGCCCUCUGUUGAAGCCAACAACCCCCUGGUGAUGCAGCUGCUGAAGGGGAAGCUUCCCCUGGAAGAGCUUCUCCCAGGCCCUCACAGCAACACAGAGCUGGAUGGCACACAGCCGGCGCUGGGCACACGGUCGGAAAGCCUCUGCCUGCCCGGGGAGGGAGGCAGCAGCUGCUGUGUGGGCAAGGAGUCUGCUCCAGAUGUGGGAAUGAAGACAAGUGCCCUCAGCAGGAGUGAUGACUUCCACUCGCUGAGAUCUUCUGUCGACCCCCAGGAGAAGUGCGGGGCGGGGGCAGCGCUGCCUGCAGCCAAGGGUGCAGAGGAUCAACCUGUUCCAGAAACACAUUCCAAAGUUGGUUCAGCUUUAAGCUGCCAAGACCAAGUGGCAAAUGUGGCAAGUGCCUCUCAGAAGCCUGAAGAUUUGGGACCUCUGGGAAGAACAUUUUCCUCCUGUAGCUUUGAGGAGCAGAAGGAGUUGCCCAAGGUCCAUCGGAUGCCGCAGCACAACCUGUUAGCCAGCAUCACCGCAAAUAAAAGCCCAGACAAGCUGAAAGCAUCUGCAGAGCCUCAGUUUGUAUCUCCAGCUCUCCCUUCUCUUGGUCCAAAUCAGACAGGGGGUGCCUCGGGCAGCAAAAGUUACGUUGGGGUUCAAGGCAAGAAGCUCUUUGGCUCUGGCUUCCCUCGUGGCCCCAGCGUUCGCCUGCAGCCCCCCAGGGCUUUAGACCCCGCUUCAGCCGUGGGGACCUCAUCCCCCAGCAAGCAGAGUCCUCUGGAGAAGAGCUGCGUGGCAGGAGGAGGCAGGGCGGCUGCGAGGGACGGGUGGACCCCCAAGCAGCACAGCACCCCUCUGGGAGCAGGCAAGAGCGAGAAGGGUUCAGCGUGCAGCAGCCUGGCCAAGAGCAACGCCGAGAACAGGAGCGCCGCGGCCGGGACCCCCGCGGAGCCUUGGGAGCAGCCGCAGGGCUUACCCCUGCCGAGGGACCACCUGCCCUUCCUCAAGCUUUCCAGGGAAGCCGGGAAGGGCCAGAGUCAGCCCUUGGAGCCUUCUUCCAUCCCCUCUCAGCUGAACAUCAAGCAGGCGUUCUACGGGAAGCUGUCGAGGCUGCAGCUGAAGCCCGGCGGCCGGAGCUGCUCCCCGGGCGCGCCGGCGUUCGCCCGCAGCGUGGUGCAGCUCAGCCACCGGGGCGGCCGCGGCGCCGCCGCCCUCUCCGUCCAGAUGUUCGCUGACAGCAGCAGCAUGGAUGAGAUCUCCUUCAAGUGCUCCUGCAGCCUGAAAGCCAUGAUCAUGUGUAAAGGCUGCGGGGCCUUCUGCCACGACGACUGCAUCGGCCCCUCCAAGCUCUGUGUACUGUGCCUUGUGGUGAGAUAAUGGCCGCUGGCCGCGGGCGCGCUGUGUGUUGUGUGGUGUCCUUUGGUAACGACCGAUCCUGACUCCCGUACACCAAAUCCUCUCCUGUCUGUAGUAGAAACGCCCUCACGCUCUGGCUGGGGAGGAGAGCUGAGCUGCCUUCCCACCCAGCACCACGGUGCAAAGCCCUUUCUCGCUUCUGGGGGUGGAGGAUCUGGAGGGAUCCUUCUGCUUCGUGCGCCCGUGGAAGCCCCAGCUGUGCCCUGAGGAGAGGCAGCUUGCCGUGGCCACGCGUGGAGCCUCUGCCGAGGAGCUGCUGACAUCCAGAGGAACUGGAAGGAGACGUUUCCUACUUCAGGGCUGUGCUAGGUGAGGCCCUUCAGUCUUCCACUCUCCCCUCCUGCCAUCUCCAGCCCUGCUCUGCGCAGGAGGAGCCGGCGGGCAGCCUGCGAGCCAGGAGCUGCUCUGCAGUGCUGGUUUGAGCGGUGCCUGGGGUGCUGCAGCAGGAUGUGGUGCCCAGCAAAGCACUCUGCAGGAGGCUGUGGAGCCAGCCACAGCUCAGCCUGCACCGCAUGGAGCCAACACGGAGGAUGCAGGGAGAACAAAAGGAAACAGAAGCAUGGCCGGUGCCAACCCGGUGCCUUCUGCUGCGCUGCAGGAUGCUGCGUGGCCCUGGCUGGACUGCUGGCCAGCUGCUGCCACCACUGCCUCUUGGCUGGCUUCACAAACUGAGGUGAAACCUUGGGAGCUUCCCAGAGCUCUUCGGUGUGGCCAAGUGACCUCUGCACCGCAGCCCUGCCUGCCGGGGGGGACCUCAGCCUGGCUGAGCAUCUUGGCUGUGCAUCUGUGUGACCAUCAGUGACCAUCAGCUAACAUUUAAAGCAGUGUUUUUAUCCCACCCCCCUUUAUUAUAUUUUUUUUUAAAUGAGUUUGGGGUUGGUUUCUUUUGGUUUUCUUGAUUUUCAUUCUUUGGCUGUACAAAGUGAAUCCUUUUGGCUCCUGUGAGUGCCCUCUCUGCAUCUGUUGGGUCAUGUAUUUAUAUGUUGUACACAGUACUGGCCAACUCUGUAAAUGGAUGUGAUGUACAUAGGACAUAAAGGGGUCUCUCUCUUUUCGGUUUGCUUUUCUCUUCGGUUGUCCCCUCCUGGGCUUACCAGGCUCUCACAGCAGUAUUGCAUUCAAGUGGUGGUAGAUAACCAACCUGCACCCCCUGCCUGGAGCCGCUCCUCUGUCCUGCCCAGCCUCAGGCUCAGUGCACCAAAGCCUCGCCCUGUCCCCUGGGCUCCCUGCUGCAGGCAGGAGGUGAGGUGGGAGCUCUAGGAUGACCUCGGUGGGGGUUGUGGAAGCCGAGUGGACUCCAGCAGUCGCUGCUCUGAGCUGUGCGUUGCUGCCGUGCGAGCUGGUGAGCAGCCCUGUGCGGGGUGGAUGGGGAGCGGCUGAUGAGCGGGAGGGGGAAUCGCUCCUGGGGGGAGGGGGGGGAGAGAUUGGCUGAGUGAUUGCAGCAGCAGCCAGAACGGGGAGGGGUUGGUGUUUGUUUUCUCCUGUCCCUUCUCUAGCUCUAUCCUACCUCCCUUGACCAUGCACUUUUGUUUUUAACCGUACAAGUCCCUGUCUGAGGUGCAGCCUGAGGGAUGCAAUGAGUUGUAGUCUGCAAUGGUUUAUCCUGAACGCAUCUGACAGCCUCCGAGUGUGGGGGGAGGAGAGGGACCAAGGCAGCCCGGGCUGGACCGAGCCGACAGCAGAGCUGGGGGGUGUGGAACCUGCUUACCAAAGAUAGGAAGCAGAGCCAGGGUCUGGCUCUGCCUCCUUUGGGGCCACUGCAGUGUACAGCUGGGGCUGGGCUGGGGGGCCCUGGGGGGCCCUGCUCUCAUGUAUGUCCCUUGUGGUAUUGGAAAAAUAAACACUCUGUAAAACCUGCA